AUGACAACAGCAGUUUUUGACUUUGGUACAAUAGUUGAAGUUGUGAACUAUGGUCAUCAAAAUGUUGUAAUAACUCUAAUAGGGCAUACCAGUGUAGCCCAUAUGUAUUUGCUUACAGUUCUUAUACAGGUAAAUGUAUGUAUGUGUCUAAUACACACACUGUUUAUAAACGUCACAUCAGUUCAUGCUGUAUCAUCGCUCAGCAUCUCAUUAACAGUUGACUUGUCCAAUACCAGUUAUGUUUGGUUAAUAAACAAAUUCAUACACACAUCCAAGUAUACCAAAUUUUUUGUUGCUUACCUAUGCAAGAUAAGUUUUCAGGCAGCAGUCGUCAGUGUGUGUAUGGGAGUUGAAGACUUGGAUCUCUUGCACCAUCAGCUAAAAGCUUGUAAAAUGGAAAAUGAGCAGCUAUUGAGCUUAAUCUCUAAGCAAAAUGCUGAAAUUAUAGACCAGAGAAACACAUUGUCACAAUUAAGUGAAUUAAGAGUUCUUGAACUAGAAGGAAAGUCUCUGGAAUCUGUGAAGGAAGAGGCACUUUUACUGCAAAAUCAAUUGCAAGCUGAAAGGCUAAGAUUCCAGAGCAUGAGAGACUUUCUUCACAGGCUGCAAAUAAAUACUGAAAAUGUUGUGAAAGAAGCAGCACAGGCAGCAGUUAGUGAUGAUAGGCUUAAAAGAAUGGGAGAAGUUCAUUUGUUAGAAAAUCAGUAUAAAGCACAGAAGAUGGAAAGUGAAAAGUUAUGGAGGCUUAUUGCUAGCUUCAAAUCUGAUAUUGAAACACUGAGGACUGUAUUGCCAGAUAACAUUAUUGAAGUAUCAACCACAAUUUGUGAACAUGGUAGUACUUCAGAGGAAAUGCAAAAUUUGUGCAAUGAACUGAUUGCAGCUAAAGAAGAAAAUAGGAGACUUCAAGACAUUGUGGAUAAUCUCAGAAGAGGCAUUGACACAAUGCAGCAUAAACUAACAGAAAUAAAUAUUGAAAAUGAUCAUAUUCUGAUGCAGAAUCAGAGGAGUUCAUCCAUUCUCUCUUCUGGAAGGCAUGAAAAUGGACAUCUAAAAGUUGAAGUGGAUGACUUGACGUCUAGAUUGACAAAAUUUGUGACAGUUUAUCCAGAACAAAGCAAGCUAUCUGCUGACACAGAUAGUAUUAAGGAACUGACUAAAGAAGUCAGAUGCCUCCAUGAGAAAUUAAUAGUAAAUAUAACAAACUGCACUGUUGAAACCAUCAAGGAGGAAAAUUUAAGAUUAGAGAAACUUCUAAAGCAAAGAGAGUCAGAAAUUGCAGCACUUAGGGAACAAACGUCUGAAGAGGAUAAGAAAUGCACAUUAUGCACAUGUUGUGCUGCUAAUGAUAAAAUAUUGAAGAAAUUAGAUGAACUAGAAGCUCAUUUAAUGCCUUUGAUGUCAGAUAUAUACAAUCUGAGACAGAAAACAUCUGCAAAAGGACCGCCCACUCAUUUGGAAAUCCCUAUAGAGGUAAUUAGUGCAUCCAGAAAGAUAGAUGUAGUUCAAAGUAUUGACUCUUCAGAUGAUGAAUCAGGUACAAAGAAACUUUUAAGUCAUCUGGCAGCUGAAAAUGAAUUACUAAAGAAACACCUUGAAAGAAGGACUACAUAUACCCCUGAAAUAAUGCAUCAGCUGCAAGAAGAAAAAGAGUUACUCGAAAAACAACUUAAAUCUACAACGCAAAUUAGGGAAAGUAUCACCAAGAAAUCAAUCAAAUUUGCAGAGAAACCUGUGGACAUAAUUGAAAUACCACAGCAACAAAGUGUUGAUAUACCACAUAUUGCUGAAGUAGCUCAAAAGAGUUUUGGAACAUCCAUUGCAGAAGAUGAAGAGGAAAAGAUGAUUAAUGAACUGACAAAUGUAAUUGAAUUGUUGAAAAAGCAGCUUAAUGAUGCAAAUAAAACAAUGAGUCAGCUACAAGAAGAAAAUGAAUUACUCAAAAAUCAGCCUGCUACUGCAGAAGUAGACAAUGAAAGGAUUUUUAAUGAAUUGAGAAAUCACACUGAAUCAUUGCAAAAGCAGCUUAGUGAUGCAACUGAAACAAUGGUUCAGCUACGAGAAGAGAAUGAAUUACUCAAAAAACGACGAAAAACAACCCGAAUAAUGGAAAGUGUUCCAGUAGAAAUAAUCAAAUAUGUAGAGAAACCUGUGGAAGUAAUUAAAGCAUCACAGCAACCAUCUAUUGAUAUACCACAUAUUUUCGAAGUAGCUCAAAAGAGUGUUGGAACAUCCAUUGCAGAAGAUGAAGAGGAAAGGAUGAUUAAUGAACUGACAAAUGUAAUUGAAUUGUUGAAAAAGCAGCUUAAUGAUGCAAAUAAAACAAUGAGUCAGCUACAAGAAGAAAAUGAAUUACUCAAAAAUCAGCCUGCUACUGCAGAAGUAGACAAUGAAAGGAUUUUGAAUGAAUUGAAAAAUCACACUGAAUCAUUGCAAAAGCAGCUUAGUGAUGCAACUGAAACAAUGGUUCAGCUACGAGAAGAGAAUGAAUUACUCAAAAAACGACGAAAAACAACCAGAAUAAUGGAAGUAGCUCAAAAAAGUGUUGGAACAUCCAUUGCAGAAGGUGAUGAUGAAAGGAUCAUUAAUGAACUGACAAAUGUAAUUGAAUUGUUGAAAAAUGAACUUAGUGAUGCAACUAAAACAAUGAGUCAGCUACAAGAAGAAAAUGAAUUACUCAAAAAUCAGCCUGCUAUUGCAGAAGUGGACAAUGAAAGGAUUUUGAAUGAAGUGAGAACUCGCACUGACUCAUUGCAAAAGCAGCUUAGUGAUGCAACUGAAACAAUGGUUCAUCUACGAGAAGAGAAUGAAUUACUCAAAAAACAACGAAAAACAACCAGAAUAAUGGAAGUAGCUCAAAAGAGUGUUGGAACAUCCAUUGCAGAAGGUGAUGAUGAAAGAAUCAUUAAUGAACUGACAAAUGUAAUUGAAUUGCUGAAGAAUGAGCUUAGUGAUGCAACUAAAACAAUGAGUCAACUACAAGAAGAAAAUGAAUUACUCAAAAAUCAGCCUGCUAUUGCAGAAGUGGACAAUGAAAGGAUUUUGAAUGAAUUGAGAACUCGCACUGACUCAUUGCAAAAGCAGCUUAGUGAUGCAACUGAAACAAUGGUUCAUCUACGAGAAGAGAAUGAAUUACUCAAAAAACGACGAAAAACAACCCGAAUAAUGGAAGUAGCUCAAAAGAGUGUUGGAACAUCCAUUGCAGAAGGUGAUGAUGAUCGAAUCAUUAAUGAACUGACAAAUGUAAUUGAAUUGUUGAAAAAUGAGCUUAGUGAUGCAACUAAAACAAUGAGUCAGCUACAAGAAGAAAAUGAAUUACUCAAAAAUCAGCCUGCUAUUGCAGAAGUGGACAAUGAAAGGAUUUUGAAGGAAUUGAGAACUCGCACUGAAUCAUUGCAAAAGCAGCUUAGUGAUGCAACUGAAACAAUGGUUCAGCUACGAGAAGAGAAUGAAUUACUCAAAAAACGACGAAAAACAACCAGAAUAAUGGAAAGUGUUCCAGUAGAAAUAAUCAAAUACGUAGAGAAACCUGUUGAAGUAAUUAAAGCACCACAGCAACAAACUGUUGAUAUAGCACAUAUUGCUGAAGUAGCUCAAAAGAGUGUUGGAACAUCCAUUGCAGAAGGUGAUGAUGAAAAGAUCAUUAAUGAACUGACAAAUGUAAUUGAAGUGCUGAAAAAUGAGCUUAGUGAUGCAACUAAAACAAUGAGUCAGUUACAAGAAGAAAAUGAAUUACUCAAAAAUCAGCCUGCUAUUGCAGAAGUGGACAAUGAAAGGAUUUUAAAGGAAUUGAGAACUCGCACUGAAUCAUUGCAAAAGCAGCUUAGUGAUGCAACUGAAACAAUGGUUCAGCUACAAGAAGAGAAUGAAUUACUCAAAAAACAACAAAAAACAACCAGAAUAAUGGAAAGUGUUCCAGUAGAAACAAUCAAAUAUGUAGAGAAACCUGUGGAAGUAAUUAAAGCACCACAGCAACAAAGUCUGGAAAUACCACAUGUUGCUGAAGUAGCACCAGAUGUAGACACUGGACGGAUCUUUAAUGUACAGAGAAAUCAGAUUGAGUCAUUGGAAAUGCAGCUUAGUGAUGCAAUUGAAAGAAUGAGUCAUCUACAAGAAGAGAAUGAAUUACUCAAAAAACAAUUAGAUACAACACAAAUUAAGGAAAGUGUUCCUAAAGAAAUCAUCAAAUAUGUAGAGAAACCUGUGGAAGUAAUUAAAGCACCGCAGCAACAAAAUGUUGAAAUACAAGGUAUUUCUAAAGUGGAACAACUGACUGGUGGAACAUCUACUGCAGAAGCAGAAAAUGAAAGCACUCUUGAUGAACUGAGAAGUCAAAUUGAGUCAUUGCAAAAGCAGCUUAGUGAUGCAAAUAACAUGAUUAAAAGUCUUGAAAGUACCCUUAAUGAACUGAGAAGUGAAAAUGAAUCAUUGAAAAAUGAGUUAAGUAGUUCAAAUGCCAAGGUACUACAGCUUGAGGAUAUAAUUAGGAAGCUUACAGAUGGAAAUGAUGCUCUUAAAUCAAUGCAAAUUAAAGAUGAAAUAUCAACAUCAGUAAAACAAAUUCCUGCUGACAAAAUCAUGGAGACUGUUCCACAGGUAUUGGCAGCUCCAGAAUCAUCCUCUGUAGAGUCUGAAAGUGGAAUGGUCAUCAGACAGCUCAAAACAGAGAAUGAGUCAUUGAGGAAAGAUCUUGAGGAUGCAAGAAAGGUCUUACAUACGACAAGUGAUGAUGAAAGUGAAUAUGAGAAAACUAUUACUGAGCUCAGAACUGAAAAUGAGCGACUACUAAAAGAAAUCGAAGAGGCAAGAGUGAAGCGUCAAAGAGAUCCAGAUAGCACAAAAAUUAUUAAUCAGAUGAAUCAAGAAAAUGAAAUGUUGAGAAAACAGGUUGAAGAUCUAAAAAUGGCUCACGCUAGACGAUCUACUGUAGGCACUAUUAGUGAUAAAGCAUAUGAACAAUUAAUGAAAGAUAAUGAAGCAUUGAGACAAAAGCUUGAAAAUGCAAGAGCGAGCAUAGGCCUGCAGCCCACAAGUGUAACACAUGAAGCAGAUGUUGUUCAACUAAGAAUAGACAAUGAAACAUUGAGAAAACAGCUUGAAGAUGCACGAAAAUUGGCACAGAGUAGUCAAGAACAAGUAUUGUUUGCUGAAACUGAUGACACACAAAUUAUCGAUCAGUUAAGGGAAGAGAAUGAAUUUUUGAAGAGGAGGCUUGAGUCCUUAACUGAUAUUACAAGCAGCAGUGCAAAAGAAGUUGUGAAGUACGUGGAAAAACCUGUGGAAAUAAUUAAAACAGACAUAGAUAGUGAAAAAAUUAUUAAUGAACUAAGAAAUCAGAAUGAGUCACUACAGAAUGAACUUAAAGAUGCAAAUACCAUUAGAAGGGAACUUGAAGAGGAAGUCAGGAAGUUCAAAGAUGGAAAACAGACACCAUUACUCCAAGCAGAGCAAAUUGCAUCAUUUGAUGAAAAAAGCAGAGAGAAAGAGAUGAGUCAGCUUAUGGAAGAUAACAAGUUAUUGAACAAACAACUUCUUGAUGCAACAAGUACAAUUGAAGAACUUACAGUGAAUGUCACUAAUCUCAAAGAUGAAAUCCAGAGACUUCAAUCUAGAAAAAUAUCUGAUCUGCCAUCGAUAGUAGAGGACCAUACCCAAGAAUUUCAGAAACUGGAGGCUGAACUACAAGCUCUCAGAGAUGAAAACAGACGUCUGCAUAGAGACAAUGAAAAGCUUUCAUUAGAAGUAGAGACUCUGACAGAAGAGCAAAUCCCAUCUACAGUUGCACUGUGGAAAACUGAAGAGAAACAACUGGAAACAGUUGUAGAUGAUCAAAAGCGGCGCAUUACUACUCUACUUUCAAAAAUGGGCAAGAAAGAACAUCCAGGAGAGGUCGCUGCCUGGACACGUGAGAGGGAACAUCUCCUAGAUACAAUUAGGCAGCUGACAAAAGAAGCAAAAGAAGCAAAAGAGGCAUAUGAAGAGAAAGAAGAAAUGGAAGAUGUUCAUUCAGUUGAUUAUUUAUAUAUAUUUAUAUUUAAAAAAAACAUCUCUUAUCACACUAUAGUACAGGUGGGGAUGUGGAAGGCAGAUUGUGAUAUAACAAUACAUAACCAUAAGCUCACUAAACUGAAAAGCUUACUAGGGACAGUGCUAUUUACACCACAUUGA
This is a messenger RNA of Schistocerca piceifrons (Central American locust), 6168 nucleotides long. RefSeq names its product putative leucine-rich repeat-containing protein DDB_G0290503. The record is from RefSeq and is a predicted model, not a curated record. The transcript is spliced from 7 exons. The coding region runs from base 1 to 6168 and encodes 2055 amino acids. Lineage: Eukaryota; Metazoa; Arthropoda; Insecta; Orthoptera; Acrididae.